Molecule: messenger RNA, 2129 nt
Organism: Dromiciops gliroides (monito del monte)
Lineage: Eukaryota; Metazoa; Chordata; Mammalia; Microbiotheria; Microbiotheriidae
Gene: KLF5
Product: Kruppel like factor 5
Exons: 4
Coding region: 463-1848 (461 amino acids)
Biological process (GO): regulation of transcription by RNA polymerase II
Molecular function (GO): RNA polymerase II cis-regulatory region sequence-specific DNA binding; DNA-binding transcription factor activity, RNA polymerase II-specific
Source: RefSeq, a predicted model, not a curated record
CCAGGUACGGGCGUUUGCUCCGUGGAGCCGUGGGAGCUGGAAUCCCGGGGUGUGUUGUAGUGGGGUGGGGCGGCGGAGAAAGUGGCAGCCCGGAAGACGGGACGUCGGAGUUCAAGCGUGCCCCGAGUGGAAGACUUUGGGCUUGUUUGUUGUUGGGUGUUUUUCUCUUUUUCCUGUUUUUUUUUUCUUUCUUUUUAAAAAUUUAAACCUCUGCCGCCGCCGCCGCUGCUGCUAGGCGGGGGUCGAUCGGUGGGUGGGAGAGACCGGAGCCUCCCUCACCUCUUGGUGUGUCUCCCCUCUCCUUUUCCCGGCCCCCCCAACCCAACUUCCUAGUCCUCGCUGCGGGGUCGGAGCGGAGGCGGGGAGCGCGCUCCAUCCACAGCCUCUGCCCAAGCGAGCGAGCGAGCGAGCGGAGCGGCGGCUCUGUCCCCGGAGCUGCCCUGCCAGCGAGCCAGCAUAGCCAUGGCUACGAGGGUGCUGACCAUGAGCGCCCGGCUGGGGCCGGUGCCGCAGCAGCAGCAACAGCCGCCGCCCCAGGACGAGCCCGUGUUCGCCCAGCUUAAGCCCGUGCUGGGAGCCGGGAACGCGGCCCGGGAAGCGGCGCUCUUCCCCGGGGAGGAGAUGAAGCACCCGCACCACCAUGCCCACCAUCCCCAGCAGCAGCAGCAGCCGCCCCAACAGCAGCAACAGCCCCAGCCGGGGAGCACCAGGCUCCCGGCCGAGGAGCUGGUCCAGACGAGAUGUGAAAUGGAGAAGUAUCUGACACCUCAGCUUCCGCCAGUUACUAUCAUCCCAGAGCAUAAGAAGUACAGGAGAGACAGUGCCUCAGUUGUAGACCAGUUCUUCACGGACAGUGAAGGGUUACCUUACAGUAUCAACAUGAAUGUCUUCCUCCCUGACAUCACCCACCUGAGAACUGGCUUGUACAAAACUCAGAGACCGUGCGUGACCCACAUCAAGACAGAACCUGUGACCAUUUUCAGCCAUCAGAGUGAAACUACUGCCCCUGCCCCAGCCCCCACUCAGGCUCUCCCUGAAUUCACCAGUAUAUUCAGCUCCCACCAGACUGCAACUCCAGAUGUGAACAACAUUUUCAUCAAGCAAGAACUUCCAACACCAGAUCUUCAUCUUUCUGUCACUCCCCAACAGGGUCAGUUGUACCAGCUUUUGAGUUCACCGGAUUUAGAUAUGCCCAGUUCUACAAACCAGACAGCAGUAAUGGACACACUUAAUGUCUCCAUGCCAGCAGCCAUGGCAGGCCUUAAUACACUCACCUCAGCUGUUCCACAGACUGCAAUGAAGCAAUUCCAGGGUAUGCCCCCCUGCACAUACACAAUGCCAAAUCAGUUUCUUCCACAACAGGCCACUUACUUCCCCCCUUCGCCACCAAGUUCAGAGCCUGGAAGUCCAGACAGACAAGCAGAGAUGUUGCAGAAUUUAACACCCCCUCCUUCUUAUGCUGCUACAAUUGCUUCUAAACUGGCAAUUCACAAUCCAAAUUUACCAGCCACCCUGCCAAUUACUUCACAGAAUAUCCCAACAGUCAGAUACAAUAGAAGGAGUAACCCAGAUCUAGAGAAGAGACGGAUCCACUACUGUGAUUAUCCUGGCUGCACAAAAGUUUAUACAAAGUCUUCCCAUUUAAAAGCUCACCUGAGGACUCAUACUGGUGAAAAGCCAUACAAGUGCACAUGGGAAGGAUGUGACUGGAGAUUUGCUCGCUCUGAUGAAUUAACACGUCACUACAGGAAACACACAGGAGCCAAACCUUUUCAAUGUGCUGUGUGUAACCGGAGCUUCUCUCGCUCUGAUCACCUAGCUCUGCACAUGAAAAGACACCAGAAUUGAGAUGGAACUGUUUCUUGAGGCUUGUCAGAGUCUAUGCAAUUCAUUAUUGAUGUUAUGCAGUUAGAUUUGGCAAAUUUUUAACUAUGAACUUACCAUAAAGAAAUUGAAAACUGGAAGUGUAUAUUUUGUAUAUUUGAGAGAUAACAGGGAAUUAUGUUAUUAAUACCAAAGUGUUCAUUCAUUUUAAGAACCUGAUACUGCUUGCUGUAAUAUAUGGCUUUAUUUGGCAGGUUUCAUCUCGUAACAGGUAGUCACAUCUCAAGGAGUUGAGUUAUGUAGGU